This is a messenger RNA of Helobdella robusta, 981 nucleotides long. RefSeq lists its product as hypothetical. The coding region runs from base 175 to 879 and encodes 234 amino acids. The record is from RefSeq and is a predicted model, not a curated record. Gene Ontology annotation, molecular function: protein binding. Lineage: Eukaryota; Metazoa; Annelida; Clitellata; Rhynchobdellida; Glossiphoniidae. The transcript is spliced from 6 exons.
CUUUCAUAGUGAAAAAAUAUCCAAGUUGAGAAAAGUCCAAGCAAGCAAGCUGCUAAUUCGAAAUUUUAAAUUUAUUUAUAAAUGUGACAUGAAUAAAUAACAAAAUAAUGCAAAAACAUCAAUUAAAGAUUGUUACAAUGAACAAAAUAAAAUAAAUAAUAAACUCAAUCAGUUAUGGAUCUGAUUUCAUUUGUGAACGAUCUGACGGACGUAGAUUUAAAAGAGGGAGAGAGGAGAAGAAAAAUGAAUGCUUUCAUCAAAAGUUACGAAAUCAAUUUAAUCAGGAAACACCAAAUAAAGAAACAAAAUCUAAAAAACGGCCUGUCGAUCGAAGAGGAAGAAAUUGAAUUCAAACAUGGCGACACUCAAACGGAAGAAGAUGAAUCGAAAAUAAUCAACCAUGAAUUGCAAGCAGUAUGGAAGAAAGUGAAUGAAUGCGAAAUUAAUCAGGUAGCCAGAAUGACAUCAUUAACUAACGUAUUCCGCAAGACUGAUGAUCUAAUGGCAAGGGUGGGAAAAUAUUGUGGCACGUAUCAACUGCUCUGGAAAGUUAGAAACUUCUCCAAUGUUCUUCAAGAAGCUAAAGAAGGUAAAAAACUGAUGAUUCAGAGUCCAGCGUUUGAUAGCCAUCGUAACGGCUACAAGAUGCAAAUCAGUUUGUUGCCUAAUGGUGACUCAAAAGAUUUUGAAUCCAGAGAUCAUUUCAUAGUUUUCAGCCCAUCUUCAAAUCCUGCUAAUGAAAGUUUUCUAAAAAGACCAGUCGAAGAAAGGAAUAAGAACAUAGGUUUCCAAAAGUUUAUACUGCUAGAAGAUUUGAUGGAAGGAGGCUUCGUUCAAGAGGACAGCAUCUACGUUGGGGCCUACGUAGACAUUUUUUAACUUUAAAUUAACAUUUUCAUCUUUUUUAUUUAAUAAUAUUUUUAAUAUGAUUCAUUUAAUCUUUUAAAAUUUAUUCCACAAAUAAAAUAUUUGACUCUAAAA